CUGGUUACUGUAACGUACCAUUAAGGAGUUUGGAUUUUUUUUUUUUUUUUUUUUUUUUAUCUCAGUUUGAAAGUGUGAAUUCAUUUUGGUGCGAUUAAGAAUUUUAACUCCGAUCGCGCAUUUUGUUCGUCUAGCAAUUGCAAGUAAGUGUUGUUUAUUUAGCUACUUCAGUUAAGUGAUCUCCUUCCAGUUAGUGACUCCAGAGAAGGAUAAAAAAGGGGAAAAAGGUAGAAGAAAGAUGACGAUCGAGUCAUUACCAGGAAGUUCAGGGUACUUAGAUUUGUUCCCGGAGAGGAGGAUGUCUUAUUUCAGUAAUAAUUAUGUUUUAAGAUUAACUGUGAUUGCUGGUAUAGGAGGUUUGCUCUUCGGCUACGAUACAGGUGUUAUUUCAGGUGCCCUUUUGUACAUAAAAGAUGACUUUGAGGUGGUCAAUCAGAGUAGCUUCCUACAGGAAACAAUUGUUAGCAUGGCCCUAGUUGGUGCAAUCAUAGGAGCUGCAUCAGGGGGUUGGAUUAAUGAUACUUACGGACGCAAGAAAGCUACUCUGAUUGCUGAUGUUGUCUUUGCUGCCGGAGCAGUUGUCAUGGCAGCUGCACCAGAUCCAUAUGUUCUUAUUGCAGGUCGAUUUUUAGUUGGUCUUGGCGUGGGUAUAGCAUCUGUCACUGCUCCUGUUUAUAUUGCAGAAGCAUCACCAUCUGAAGUAAGAGGAGGAUUAGUGAGCACAAAUGUUCUUAUGAUAACUGGUGGACAGUUUCUUUCCUAUCUUGUUAAUCUUGCAUUUACACAGGUCCCAGGAACAUGGCGGUGGAUGCUUGGAGUUGCAGGUGUACCAGCUGUGAUUCAGUUUUUUCUUAUGCUCUGUAUGCCAGAAUCUCCUCGCUGGCUUUUUAUGAAGGAUGAUAAAGAUAAAGCCAUUAUGACACUGGCUAGAAUAUAUGACAUUGCUCGAUUGGAAGAUGAAAUUGAACACCUUUCUGCUUCAGCGGAGGAAGAACAACAGAGAAAGAAGGUUGUCAGAUACUUGGAUGUGUUCAAAUCAAAAGAAAUCAGACUCGCAUUUCUUGCAGGUGCUGGACUUCAGGCAUUUCAGCAGUUCACUGGCAUCAAUACAGUCAUGUACUAUAGCCCAACCAUUGUCCAGAUGGCUGGCUUCAAUUCUAAUCAAUUAGCUCUUCUCCUUUCCCUCAUUGUUGCUGGAAUGAAUGCUGUUGGAACAAUCCUUGGUAUUUAUCUUAUCGACCAUUUUGGGCGGAAGAAGUUAGCACUCUCAAGCUUAACCGGUGUAAUUUUUUCUCUUGUCAUACUUGCUGGGUCUUUCUUUGCGGAGUCAUCUGAUUCUUCAAAUGGAAUGUAUGGGUGGCUUGCAGUUUUAGGGCUAGCUCUAUACAUUGCCUUCUUCUCACCCGGAAUGGGACCUGUUCCAUGGACAGUGAACUCUGAGGUAUAUCCAGAGGCAUAUAGAGGGAUAUGCGGAGGAAUGUCAGCUACUGUGAAUUGGGUUUCUAAUCUGAUUGUGGCACAAACAUUCCUUUCAGUUGCUAAUGCUGUGGGAACCGGUGCAACUUUCCUGAUUCUUGCAGGUAUUGCUGCGGCCGCAAUUGUGUUUGUGAUUCUAUUUGUGCCAGAGACUAAAGGGCUUACAUUCUCUGAAGUAGAGCAGAUAUGGAAGGAAAGAGCUUGGGGCAGUAGUUAUAACACAGAGAGCCUUCUCGAGCAGGGAACCGAGGCUCCAUAGUUGUAAGUAGUUCAAAUAAUAGCAGCAUUAUACAUAUAUGGUUGGUAUCUAUCUUAGAAUUACAUGUGCCUAUCAAGGUCCAUGCAUGGACAUAUUUUCAGAGCAGUCCGGCAUGGCCGUGAAUAUUCUUCUAGGGUUUACAGGAUCGAGAUGGACAUGAAGCUUGUGAGUCUGACUUCUGAAUGUUCUGAAUAUUUUUCUUGUGCAAGUGAGAGUGAGUUCGGACAGUAUCUUUGGCUUGGAGUCUUUCCUAUGGCUCCAUAACAAAGGCUGUUCCUUUAGUAUUGUGUUCUCUUCUUGGAUUCAGGAAGUAGUCUGUAUUUUAGAAAUAGACAGGCUUUAGUAUUUAUUUAAUUUAAUAUAAUGUCAUGUUAUUUGUGAUGUUCAAAUUAUUUAUUUAGUUGAAACAUUCAUUUUCCUA
Messenger RNA from Jatropha curcas, 2156 nucleotides. It is a transcript of the gene INT1, whose product is annotated as inositol transporter 1. Gene Ontology annotation, molecular function: transmembrane transporter activity. NCBI's taxonomy places the organism in Eukaryota, Viridiplantae, Streptophyta, Magnoliopsida, Malpighiales, Euphorbiaceae. Gene Ontology annotation, cellular component: membrane. Gene Ontology annotation, biological process: transmembrane transport. The record is from RefSeq and is a predicted model, not a curated record.